This is a messenger RNA of Cloeon dipterum, 2050 nucleotides long. Its product is annotated as sodium-coupled monocarboxylate transporter 1-like. The coding region runs from base 88 to 1833 and encodes 581 amino acids. The record is from RefSeq and is a predicted model, not a curated record. Gene Ontology annotation, molecular function: symporter activity. The transcript has 13 exons. Gene Ontology annotation, biological process: sodium ion transport; transmembrane transport. Gene Ontology annotation, cellular component: membrane. NCBI's taxonomy places the organism in Eukaryota, Metazoa, Arthropoda, Insecta, Ephemeroptera, Baetidae.
GUCCCAGAGAGCUGCAACUUUCCCAGUGUUUUAUGGAGAGCACACACCUUCGCUGUGCUGCCACUAUCUAAUGCUGAAGACUCGUCAAUGGCAAACAUGACACACGCCUUUGCAGCCGCUACCCCAAUUUUGGGGUGGUUUGAUCUCAGCAUAUUUGGAAUUAUGCUGAUCCUAUCGACCCUGGUUGGAAUUUAUUUUGGCGUUUCGAAAAAGCAGGACAGUGCAAAGGAAUACCUCAUGGGCGGCAAGAGCAUGGGAAUGAUCCCUGUUGCCAUUUCGUGUGUUGCGAGUUUCGUGUCAGGAAUCACGGUUCUUGGCGUGCCCACGGAAACAUACCUAUACGGGACUCAGUACAGCGCAGCAGCAAUUUCUUUUAUAUUGAUUGGUUGGACCACGGUCAAAUUUUUUAUACCCAUCUACUCAAAAUUAGAAAUCAGCUCUUCCUAUGAGUAUCUGGAGCUCCGAUUUGACAGCAGAGUGCGCCGGAUGUGCUCGUUCAUGUAUUUAAUUGCGCUGAUGUUUUACAUCCCUGUGGUCGUAUACGUGGCAGCGCUCGCAUUUAGCCAGGUGGCAGGAAUCGAUGUGUACCUUAUCACGCCAAUAACAUGCUUGGUUUGCAUUUUUUAUACCACAAUGGGAGGAAUGCGAGCAGUGGUGUGGACCGAUGCCUUGCAGACUGUGGUAAUGAUGGCCGCAAUUAUUUUUGUAAUGGUGCAAGGCGCUGCAAAACUUGGUGGCUGGAGCAGUGUUUGGGUAAUCAACGAGACUGGUGACAGAUUGAAAUUUUUCAACAUGGACCCUAAUCCAUUCCAACGACAGUCAUUUUGGACGGUGGUCGUCGGAGUUUACUUCAUGUUUUUGGCUGAUUGCGCGACAGGUCAAUCAUUUGUGCAACGCUACCUCUCAGUACCUGACCAAAAAACUGCUGUCAAGACGGUCUGGCUGUUCGUGUUUGGUUUGGCUCUAACUUUACUACUCAGCGUCGCUAAUGGUCUGUUAGUCUACGCAUCGUACUCUGGUUGCGACCCGGUGUUAUCACAGAGAGUAAGCAAACCAGACCAACUGCUACCGUUGCUAGUAAUGGAUGUUGCUGGACAUAUUCCUGGCUUCGUCGGUCUCUUUGUUGCAGGCGUCUUUAGCGCAGCCCUGAGUUCCAUGUCUACCAGCUUGAAUUCGCUAUCAGGCAUCCUAGUCACCGACUUUUUAUCAGGUGUGCUGUCUCCAAAAUUAAGCACCGGUCAGUGGCUGAGAGUCAUUACCGUCGUCGUGGGUCUCAUUUGCAUGGCGCUCGUGUACGCGGUUGAGCAUCUCGGUGGCAUUUUGCAGGGCAUACUGAGUUUAAAUGGCGUCACUUCCGGACCAAUGUUGGGCCUUUUUCUGCUCGGAAUGUUUUUCCCAUCAGCAAACAGCAGGGGCGCACUAAUCGGAUCAGCUGCAUCCUUAAUCUCGCUCACUUUUGUUGUAUUUGGCGCACAAUAUGCUCAAAACACGGGAGCCUUGGUGUAUAAAGCGCUUCCACUGUCCGUCGAGAGUUGCAAUGUCACAGGAAACUCCUCUUUCCUGCAUGACUAUCACCACGAAGAACUAAUUGAAGAGAACGACGAAACUUUGAUAAUUUUCAAGCUAUCUUUUACAUACUACACGCUCCUCGGGGUGCUGAUCGUCGUAGUCGUGGGAUAUCUUGCCAGCAAGCUCAGUGAGGAUGAAGAUUCCAAACGUAAAGCCAUAAAUCGAGACUUGUUGUGCCCGCUUGUGCACCGCUUUCUACCAAAAGAACUGGAGCAAGGAUCGACACCUGAGAAAGAUGCCCUCAUGAAUCAACCGGAGAAAUAAAAACGAUCAUUUCGUCAGUUAUUAAAAGUGUAGUGCAAUGAAAAUCACAUAUAUCCAAACACAAAAUGGAAUUGUUUAUUUUGUCAACCUGCGAGAUUUGUUGUAUGCAACCCGCGCACCUCAACUGCCAUGCAUGUUGCCUACUUCUCUUUCUUUGGUUUAUUGUUAUUUAAAUCAAACAUUCCAAAAUAUAAAGUUUCAAUCAGAUCAGCGUGAA